AUGGCCGCUGAAGAACGCCGUGUCGGUUCACCCUGUGAUGAGGAUGAUUCCGAAACCCAACUUCAGGAACUACUACUGACAACUGGCAACGGCACCAUCUUAUGCGACGUAUCCACCCCUUCCCAUCGUCCAUUUGUGCCACCAUCCUCCUCCCUGCACAAUCUCUCUCACCCUGGGAGUCUAGCAAACGACAAGCUGGCUUCCGACCGCUUCGUCUGGCCUGGGAUGCACAAAGACCUCAAAACAUUGACACGGGCUUGUAGCGCCUGUCAACGGAGUAAGAUCCAGCGGCACAACAAGGCCCGCAUUGGUACCUUCCCCGGCCCUUGUUCAAGGUUCAGCCCCGUCAACCUGGACAUUGUAGUCCCCGUGCCUCUGUCCAAUGGUUGCUCCUAUCUCCUCACCGGUUCACUCGGUGGCCUGAAACAAUUCCCUUGCCUGACAUUGCUGCUCCAACGGUGGUCAGGGCUCUUCUCAGUCGUUGGGUUGCUAUCUUUGGUGCACCCUCCACAAUCACGACUGACCGUUGUGCCCAGUUUAAGUCUAACCUCUUCCAGUCUUUACUCUCCUUUUUAAGCUGUACCCGCAUCCGGACAACAGCCUAUCAUCCGGCUGCUAACGGGAUGGUCGAGCGGUUUCACCGCCAACUGAAGGCCCCUCUACGCGCCGCGGCCGAUCCGGAGAACUGGACGGACCACCUUCCCCUGGUCCCCUUGGGCAUCCGCUCCGCUUUCAUACCGGACCUUGACUGUUCCGCAGCUGAAAUGGUGUUCGGUGCCACCGUCCGACUCCCCGGUGAGCUGAUCUCGCCAACCCCGCGAGGUGCAUUUGAGGAUCCCAUCAACCUCCUGCAUCGCCUCCGGCAGUUUAUGCGGACAAUUUCUCCGUUUCCUCCCAGGUCCUCGGCCUCUCCGUCUUAUCUCUAGAAGAACAUGGCAACGUGCUCGCACGUCUAGCUUCGAUGUGAUCGAGUCUGCCGGCCCCUGGAACCGACCUAUGACGGCCCAUUCCGAGUGCUCUGUAGUGAUUGUGGACCGCCUCCAGGCUGCCGUCCCUGACACUCCUCCGGAUGAGCCCUUUGGUCCUCUACAUUCUGCUUCCCCACCUGCAGCCUCUAUUCCACCGUCCCGUAUUGGAGAUUGGUUCAACGAUAGGCUUCCUGGAGCAGCAUCUAUCCCGGAGCCUGCAUCCGGUAAUCGCGGCUAA
This is a messenger RNA of Spirometra erinaceieuropaei, 1206 nucleotides long. NCBI's taxonomy places the organism in Eukaryota, Metazoa, Platyhelminthes, Cestoda, Diphyllobothriidea, Diphyllobothriidae. The record is from the annotation of a GenBank genome assembly.